AUGUCGCAUCCUCUGGACACAGAUGCCGGCUCGGAGCUGUUCGCCAGCUACGAGAACGAGCUGAAGCUGAUGCAGGCGGAUCUGAACCAGAAGCUGGACCAGAUCGCCGAGGCGAGCGGAGAGCAGCGGAAGGCCGCCGUCCGGCAGGCGGAGGCUGUCCUCGAGGAGGCUAUGGAGCAGCUCGACCAAAUGCGCAUGGAAAAGCAAAACAUUCCCUCAGCGGCACGCUCAAAGAUCAAUAUGCGCUUCCGCAACUACACAAGCGAUCUAGACGAGACGAAGCGCAAGCUGAAAUCCCUCUCGGACGACCGCCGCGCGCUCUUCGGCGACCGGUACACCGACGAGCCGGCGGACGAGCAGCUCGAGCAGCGCCAGCAGCUGCUGUCUGGCACCGACCGGCUAGAGCGCAGCUCGGCCCGGCUGCAGGAGAGCCAGCGUAUUGCGCUCGAGACGGAGGAUGUGGGCCGCAACACGCUGGCGGAUCUGUAUCAGCAGCGGCAGACUAUUCAGCAUACCCGGGAUAAUCUGCAGCAGUCGGAGGGAUAUGUUGAUACGAGUAUUAAGACUUUGAGGGGCAUGGCCCGUAGGAUGGCUACCAAUCGGAUAAUCACUAUCACUAUCAUUACGGUGUUGGUGCUUCUUAUUGUUGCAGUUAUUUACAGCAAGUUCCAUUGA
Messenger RNA from Penicillium lagena, 675 nucleotides. RefSeq names its product v-SNARE protein VTI1. Gene Ontology annotation, cellular component: Golgi apparatus; endoplasmic reticulum membrane; ER to Golgi transport vesicle membrane. The transcript has 3 exons. Bases 1 to 675 code for a protein of 224 amino acids. NCBI's taxonomy places the organism in Eukaryota, Fungi, Ascomycota, Eurotiomycetes, Eurotiales, Aspergillaceae. Gene Ontology annotation, biological process: macroautophagy; vesicle fusion with Golgi apparatus; intra-Golgi vesicle-mediated transport. Gene Ontology annotation, molecular function: SNAP receptor activity; SNARE binding. The record is from RefSeq and is a predicted model, not a curated record.